AUGAUGACAGCAGGCGGGGACCGACCCAGGCCAAAUCUCGCUGGGACUCUUGACUCAGACGUGCUACCCACCUUGGAAGUCCGCGAGUUCACUGUCCGUACCGCUGAGUGGAUCCGUGUGAGUUUCACACAACCUUUCAGCCGAGAUCCUGUGGUGGUCGUUGCCCCGACCAAGGGCAAAGGCCCGGCCGCGAUCCGCGUGAGGAAAAUCACCACCACCGGCUUCUCUGCCAUCAUCGCCAAGCCACCUAAGAGCGGCAAGGUGGAGCCAGGUCAAUCAGAUGAGAGCAUGCAGGUGAGCUACCUGGCCGUUUUGCCGGGUGUUCAUGAACUCAACGGUGUUUGGAUGGAGGCCGGUCGUACCAACACGAAAGACGUGAAAUUUGGCAAGAAAUGCAGCCCUGCUGGUCUCAAACAGGAUCCCUGGGGCGAGAUUGAAGAAACUCGUUUCGAGCACACCUUCACGCGGCCACCGGCCUUGUUGACCACCAUUCAGACGGUGAACAACGAGAAAGGCUUGCCGUCCAACUCACGGCCUUGGUUGACAGUUGCUGUGCAGCGGGUGAAUGAGGAUAGCACUAAGGUCGCCUUGGAGAGGUCUGAGACGACCGAGUACGGGAAGGUUGAUGAGCGCGAGAAAGUGGGCUGGAUCGCCAUCGAGCAAGGCAUUCACACUCUCUUAGGUUCCACAG
Molecule: messenger RNA, 691 nt
Organism: Durusdinium trenchii
Lineage: Eukaryota; Dinophyceae; Suessiales; Symbiodiniaceae
Source: the annotation of a GenBank genome assembly